UCAUAUAGUGCGCAUUACCUGACAAUAUGGUCAUCGAAAUACACUUGUUCGUUUACAGAAUUUAAGAUUUGGAUGAUACAAGGAUAUCAAUUGUGAUUCGUUAUCGCGAUAUCCCUGUAAAUAUGAGUGUUGUUAUUUGCAAAUAUCGUGACUUUCAGUGAGCGGCGGAGAGAUCCCCAUUGGCGGUUGUUAGGUCGAGUUGCUGAAGCAGGAGAUUGGCAAGAUGACGGCCAACGAAAUAGAAAACCGGCAGAAGCUUUUGCGAGCCGUUAAAAAGGAGGUAAAACAGAUCAUGGAAGAGGCUGUGACCAGAAAGUUUGUCCAUGAAGAAAGUAGCAGUAUCACAUCACUGAGUGGUGCGGUUGAGGCUUGUUUGCUCCAUGGACUCAGGAAACGUGCUCUGGGCCUGUUUAAACACAGCACCACCACUGCCCUUCUACAGAAAGUCUCCAAGAACUUCGAGCCUGCCGCAGUCAUUCUGAAGCUUCUCUCUGAUGUAGAGUCUAGCAAUGACCCUAACAAGUAAGUCAGAUUUUGUUUUAGUAUAGCCAAAGAGUGAAUUUUAGGGUAAUUUUGUCACAGUUUUAAGGGAAAUAUUGUCACAAGGUGAUGUUCAGAUUAAUUUGAUUACAAGGUGGUGUUCAGAUUAAUUUGAUUACAAGGUGGUGUUCAGAUUAAUUUGGUUACAAGGUGUUGUUCAGAUUAAUUUGGUUACGAGGUGAUGUUCAGAUUAAUUUGGUUAAAAGGAGUUCAGGUUAAUUUUGUCAGAGGGUGAUGUUUAGGUGUUAUGGAAGUGUGCCCCAACAGUUGACUGUUAACAUUGUCAUGAGCGAUGGUUAGGAAGUAUUGUCAGAGGGUGAUGUUUAGGUGUUGUGGAAGUGUGCCCCAACAGUUGACUGUUAACAUUGUCAUGAGCGAUGGUUAGGAAGUAUUGUCAGAGGUUGAUGCUCAGGUUGAUGUUAUCUCUUUACAGCAUCUUUGCAAUCAACUAAAAAUACAAACACAAUUGCAAUG
Messenger RNA from Mizuhopecten yessoensis (Yesso scallop), 1014 nucleotides. Its product is annotated as small G protein signaling modulator 1-like. The transcript has 4 exons. The record is from RefSeq and is a predicted model, not a curated record. Bases 224 to 526 code for a protein of 100 amino acids. NCBI's taxonomy places the organism in Eukaryota, Metazoa, Mollusca, Bivalvia, Pectinida, Pectinidae.